This is a messenger RNA of Hyla sarda, 2647 nucleotides long. RefSeq names its product metastasis associated 1 family member 2 (gene MTA2). The transcript has 18 exons. Gene Ontology annotation, molecular function: sequence-specific DNA binding; transcription coactivator activity; chromatin binding. The coding region runs from base 200 to 2221 and encodes 673 amino acids. NCBI's taxonomy places the organism in Eukaryota, Metazoa, Chordata, Amphibia, Anura, Hylidae. Gene Ontology annotation, biological process: negative regulation of transcription by RNA polymerase II. Gene Ontology annotation, cellular component: nucleoplasm; NuRD complex. The record is from RefSeq and is a predicted model, not a curated record.
GCCGCGCUCCUUGCUGCCGGAAGUAAUUCAUCUACACCAGCUUUUCUUAUUCUCAGACCGGAAGUUGCCCCCCUUCUCCUCUUCCUCUUCUUCUUAUUCUUACCGGAAGUAUCCCCCUUUUCUUCUCUCCCCCCCCCCCCACCACGGGCACCGGAAACACACUCGGCGCCCCGAGUUAUUGUGCGCGGGAGAGCGGAAGAUGGCGGCGAAUAUGUACCGGGUGGGCGACUAUGUAUAUUUCGAAAACUCCUCAAGUAACCCGUACCUGAUCCGCAGAAUAGAAGAGCUUAACAAGACCGCGAACGGCAACGUAGAAGCCAAAGUGGUCUGCCUGUUCCGUCGCAGAGAUAUCUCCAGCAGUCUGAACAGCUUGGCGGACAGCAAUGCACGGGAAUUUGAGGAGGAGUCCAAGCAGCCAUCGGUGGGCGAACCACAGAGACACCAGCUAAAGCACCGUGAGCUCUUCCUGUCCCGCCAGUUUGAGUCAUUGCCGGCUACACACAUCAGGGGUAAAUGUAGUGUAACUCUGUUAAAUGAGACUGACCUUCUGAGCCAAUAUUUGGAAAAAGAGGACUGUUUCUUCUACUCGCUGGUGUUUGACCCAGUACAGAAGACUCUAUUGGCUGAUCAAGGGGAGAUACGGGUCGGUUCCAAGUAUCAGGCAGAUAUUCCUGACCAGUUAGCAGAAGGUGAAUCUGAUAAUCGAAACCAACAGAAAAUGGAGAUGAAAGUUUGGGAUCCGGAGAAUCCUCUAACGGACAGACAGAUUGACCAGUUUCUUGUGGUUGCUAGAGCUGUUGGCACAUUCGCAAGAGCAUUGGAUUGCAGCAGCUCAAUAAGACAGCCAAGCUUACACAUGAGUGCAGCCGCCGCUUCUCGUGACAUCACACUGUUUCAUGCCAUGGACACACUACAGAGGAACGGUUACGAUCUCGCUCGUGCCAUGUCCACUCUUGUUCCUCAAGGAGGUCCUGUUCUGUGCCGGGAUGAGAUGGAAGAGUGGUCUGCAUCAGAAGCAAUGUUAUUUGAGGAAGCGUUGGAGAAAUACGGAAAGGAUUUCAAUGACAUUCGGCAAGACUUUCUGCCUUGGAAGUCUCUGGCUAGUAUUGUUCAGUUCUACUAUAUGUGGAAAACUACAGACAGAUACAUCCAGCAGAAACGUCUGAAGGCGGCUGAGGCAGAUAGCAAACUGAAGCAAGUCUAUAUCCCAACUUACACCAAACCCAACCCCAAUCAGAUUAUCUCUGUUGGAGCCAAGCCUGGACUGAAUGGAGCCGGAUUCCAGAAAGGUCUAACCUGUGAAAGCUGCCACACCACAGUGUCGGCACAGUGGUAUGCAUGGGGUCCACCCAACAUGCAGUGUCGCCUUUGUGCUUCCUGCUGGAUUUAUUGGAAGAAGUAUGGAGGACUAAAAACGCCAACGCAGCUUGAAGGCGCAACUCGGAAUAUAGGGGAAGCCCACCCUCGUGGCCACCUAUCUCGGCCCGAAGCUCAGAGCUUAUCUCCAUAUACCACCAGUGCUAGCCGCGCUAAGCUAUUGGCAAAGAACCGGCAGACGUUCCUGCUGCAGACGACCAAAUUAACCCGCAUCGCGCGCCGGAUGUGCCGAGACAUCUUGCAGCCUAGGCGAGCUGCGCGCCGACCCUAUGCCCCGAUCAACUCCAAUUCCAUUAAAGCAGAAUGUUCCAUUCGCCUUCCGAAAGCUUCUAAAACUCCUCUGAAAAUAUCGCCCUUGGUGCGCCCACCUUUGGCUGCCAUAGUCAAAGAACUCGCUGCCCAAGCGCCCCUGAAACCGAAGACUCCCCGUGGAACAAAGACCCCAAUAAAUAGGAACCAGCUGAGUCAGAGUCGAGUCAGUAGUAUUGGUGUUCUGCCCGCCAAAAGAGCUUUUGAAGCAGUAUCCGGUGUGGGGGUUGUUCCUCCAUUCUCCGCCAAUGGUCGCUCCUUCUCAUCAGGUGUCCGUUCUAGCAAUCAACCCAAUGUCAAGAGGCAGAAGCUCAAUCUUGCCGAUGCCCCUAAUCCUGUCGUUUUUGUGGCUACUAAAGACACAAGAUGCUUAAGAAAAUCCUUAUCGCACAUGGAGAUGCGCCGAGCUGCCCGACGUCCCAACCAGCCUCUGAAAUUGAAGCUGCCGCUGCCCCCGCGACCAGCUGGGCUUCUACCCUCCCUCACAACACCCCAUCCUGCCAGUACAAGUGAACCAAUUGUGUUGGAAGACUAAGGGACUCAAAAAAACACCAUCUGUAGAAAAGAGAAAAAAAAUAAUUCUGUCCCCCCCUUCAACCUUUUUAGUCAGUACUGCUCACUCGGUGCUUAACUCACUGGCAAACGCACUUGAGGACAGAAGGACCCUGAGACCUCCCAUUUUGAAACCCAUCCCCCCCUCCCUCCCCCCACCUAGUGGCGACAGGGCCUUAUUUUUGCUCUUUCGCUUUUCCCACUUUUCAUUCUACCCUCCUAUUUUUUAUUUUUAAUAUAUAUUUUUCUUCAUAUAACUCCCUUGCCUCGUCAUUGGGGGCUCUAAUGCUCUCGGCUCCGCGUCCCUGAUAUUUUUUUUCUGUUAUUUUGUUGUUUAGUUUUUUUGCUUUUUUUUUUGUACAAUGAAAUAAUUUGAGGUCCACCAGUAAAAUAAGACAAAAAAAAGGAA